Molecule: messenger RNA, 1505 nt
Organism: Eutrema salsugineum
Lineage: Eukaryota; Viridiplantae; Streptophyta; Magnoliopsida; Brassicales; Brassicaceae
Product: EP1-like glycoprotein 3
Exons: 1
Coding region: 45-1370 (441 amino acids)
Source: RefSeq, a predicted model, not a curated record
CUGUAUACACAAAACACACCACAAUCCAUAAAGAAGGAAAAAAAAUGAAUUUCUCAAUCACAUUAGCUCUCUGCUUCACUCUCUCCGGUUUCUUGAUCGGCGCACACGCCAAAGUUCCCCUCGACGAGCAAUUCCGAGUGGUCAACGAAGGAGGCUACACAGAUUACAGUCCGAUCGAAUACAAUCCCGACGUACGUGGCUUCCAACCUUUCACCGACAACUUCCGACUCUGUUUCUACAACACAACCCCAAACGCAUACACUCUCGCUCUCAGAAUCGGAAACAGAGCACAAGAAUCCACUCUCCGAUGGGUCUGGGAAGCUAACAGAGGCUCGCCGGUCAAAGAAAACGCGACGUUGACUUUCGGAGAAGACGGAAACCUCGUUCUCGCCGAAGCCGAUGGUCGUCUUGUCUGGCAAACGAACACGGCUAACAAAGGCGCCGUUGGGAUCAAAAUCUUGGACAAUGGCAAUAUGGUAAUAUACGAUUCCAACGGGAAAUUCAUAUGGCAAAGCUUCGAUUCUCCGACCGACACGCUUCUCGUCGGACAAUCACUGAAACUCAACGGUCGGAACAAGCUCGUAAGCAGACGGUCUCCAUCGGUCAACACAAACGGACCGUACAGUCUCGUGAUGGAAGCCAAGAGGCUGGUUUUGUACUACACGACAAACAAAACCCCGAAACCAAUCGCUUAUUACGAAUACGAAUUCUUCUCCAAGAUCACUCAGUUACAAUCUAUGACGUUCAAAGCCGUGGAAGAUUCUUUCGACACCACGUGGGGUCUUUCCAUGGAAGGUGUUGACUCUGGUUCUAAAUUCAACGUUUCAACGUUUCUCUCGUCGCCGAAACACAACGCCACGUUGAGUUUUAUCCGGUUAGAAUCAGACGGAAACGUCAGAGUUUGGAGUUACAGCACGUUAGCGACUGCGACGGCUUGGGACGUGACGUACACGGCAUUUACUAACGACGAUACUGACGGUAACGACGAGUGUAGAAUCCCUGAGCAUUGUUUGGAGUUUGGUUUGUGUAAAAAAGGUCAGUGUAACGCUUGUCCUAGCGACAAAGGGCUUCUUGGUUGGGACGAGACUUGCAAAACUCCGAGUCUCGCAAGUUGCGAUCCCAAGACUUUUCAUUAUUUCAAGAUCGAAGGAGCUGAUAGUUUCAUGACUAAGUAUAACGGUGGCUCGUCUACCACGGAGAAAGCUUGUGGGGACAAGUGCACGAGAGAUUGUAAGUGUUUAGGAUUUUUCUACAAUAGGAAGAGCUCGAGGUGUUGGUUGGGUUAUGAGCUCAAGACAUUGACUAGAACCGGAGAUUCUUCACUGGUUGCCUACGUCAAGGCUCCUAAUGCUAACAAGCCAGUUCUUUGAAGUGUGAAAGUCAUAUGAAAUUACUGUGUUGUGUUUCAAUAAGGUAAAAUUUCGUUUGUGUCAAAAAAAAUUUUCAGGCGACAUCGUAAUAAAUUGACGGAAAUUAUGUUUACGAAUCGAGUUCAGAGACGUGUA